Diaporthe amygdali is the source of this 2391-nucleotide messenger RNA. RefSeq lists its product as uncharacterized. Bases 1 to 2391 code for a protein of 796 amino acids. The transcript has 10 exons. The record is from RefSeq and is a predicted model, not a curated record. Gene Ontology annotation, molecular function: ATP binding; ATP-dependent chromatin remodeler activity. NCBI's taxonomy places the organism in Eukaryota, Fungi, Ascomycota, Sordariomycetes, Diaporthales, Diaporthaceae.
AUGCUAUGGGACGUCGACGUGACUAUCCAAAUACGACAAUGGCCUCAAGCUCAAAUUGAGAGCAGUGGCUCAUCAUUCUGCCCUUACGCUGUUGUUGCACAUGGCCAAUUCUACGGGCUUGGUGUACACAGUGAAAUAUUUGCUGUUUUCAACAAAACAACCUCUCAAUACAUGCAUCAGCUUGUCAAGGUGGAUGGGGUACGCCUUGAAGGGUUCAUUAGCCAGAGACUCUUUCUCACAGCCCGCGAAAAAGGCGCCAACACCAUGCCCGUGGACAUCAACGUCUACGGAAAGAGAGAAAAUGCCUUCUCCGUCGGAAAUGUUCUCUCCUCGUUUGGGGUAGAUUUACAACAGCCAGUUUGUGGCUUGGAAGACGCUGCUUACUACAAUCCUCACUUCUUUCAUGUGGAGGAGUUAUUGGGCCUGGGUCCGGUCCAUCGAACUCCGCUUUUCCAAAUCAGCGCGAAGGUUGACAUGAAUACUCAUGGGGUUGAAUCUAGCGGUCCUGCAACGCCUGAGCAAGACCGAAAUCUGGACAUAUCUACUGAGAUAAACAGUGUACUCCGCUCAUUGUCCCAUCAUGCUAUACUGAGCAAAAAGGCUGGGGCUGUCGCGCUUAAAUCGCAACUCAAGGAGUACCAGAUGGAAGGGCUGGAUUUUAUGUGCAGGCGUGAGACUGGAGAGCUUCCGCCUGAGUUGACUCUAUGGAAACCGGUUGUGAAUGAUAAUGGAGACCUGGUUUAUCAACACACCAUCAUCGGCGCAAGGCGACCGCAACCGUCGGACAUCAAGGGUGGAAUCCUGGCCGAUGAAAUGGGAGUUGGGAAGACGAUGGUUGCAUUGGCAACCAUAGCUGCAUCGCUUGAUCGAGCUUCAGACUUUGCAUCGAGCAGCCCGGCAGACAAGGCAAACAAUACUCUGCGACGAAGGUCAAAGGCUACUCUCGUCAUUGCUCCCUCAUCUCCGAGUGAGCCGGACAGGGGUAUAGGUAUUCUGGAUAGUGUUGAAUGGUUCAGGUUAGUCCUAGACGAAGCCCACGAAAUUCGCAACACCACGACCAAACAAUUCCAGGCGGCAUCCAGGCUUUCUGCUGAACACCGCUGGUGUCUGACCGGCACGCCAAUCCAAAACUCAGUCGAGGAUCUCGGCGCGCUCGUUGCUUUCUUACGUGUUCCUCUCUUCGAAACAGCCUCGACCUUUCGCAGGUACACCCUCAAUCAAGCCAAGCACGGCAACAGAAGUCCAUUCAAGAACCUGCAGAUCCUCUUAAACUCGAUAUGCCUUCGGCGGACCAAGGAUGUGGCCGGGAUGUCCGAUCCCGUCGUUCAGACGCAGGUGUUGUCGUUCGACCCAUCAGAGAGACGAGACUACACGAGACUGGUGGACCAACUUCGAACACACUUCGACAUGGAUAUCAGUGGGCACACAGCAGGAGGAGGGAGCGCGCGAAUGCUGCAGGGUAUCCUCAAGCUGCGGCUGUUCUGCAAUAACGGCUUUAUGGGCCGGGACGCUUCCAAUAUGGCGUUCGACGCGGACGAGGUGCUGAGCUGCUUGCAGCAAACCGGCCAGGCGUCAUGCGUCUUGUGCUCACGCACCAUCUACUCCAUCAGUAGUGUCGCCGACACGGACGGAGGCUGUCCACUGGAGCCGUGUUGGCAUCUCGCCUGCAGGGAAUGCGCCAAGGGGCCGAGCAAGAAGAAAUCAUGCCCUCGAUGCGUCGAAGGAGAUACGGGCUCCAGCAUCCGUGGAGUCUUGCAGAGCAUGAAGGAUCUACAAGCACAAGAUACAACCUCCGUUGAUGAGCCGUCACACACACCACAGUACCCGUCAAAGCUUCGGGCCUUUGUAGAAGACAUCCAGGUGCAGCUGGCUGCCAAAAGUAUUGUCUUCUCCUUUUGGAAGACGACUCUGGAUCUCAUCGGCCAACUUCUGACAGCCAGGGGCUUGGGUUUCUAUAUGAUCCACGGCUCACUCCCACUCAGCGAGCGACGGCGCAUCCUGGAUGGUUUUCGUUCGGCUGGGAAUGCCCACAUACUCUUGAUGACGCUGGGUACUGGGGCAGUUGGACUGAACCUGGCAGUUGCGUCGAGGAUCUACCUCCUCGAGCCGCAGUGGAACCCGCAACUUGAGCAACAGGCAUUCGGACGAGCCCAGAGACUGGGGCAGAUGGAACAGGUCACGAUCGUCCGCUACGUCAUGAAGGACACCGUAGAAGAUAGUAAUGUCUGGCCGAGACAGGCCAAGAAGCUGCGAGAUGCGGCACGGGGCUUCGAGAAGUCGGGUCGGAAGCCACGAUCUGGAAAUGAGCAGGAUCUCCGUGAUGUCUUCACCCACGCGAGUCCGGCUGUGAUGCCAACAGGAAUGCCGUCGAUCUCAGACUUGUGCAGUUAG